Molecule: messenger RNA, 4461 nt
Organism: Cucurbita moschata (crookneck pumpkin)
Lineage: Eukaryota; Viridiplantae; Streptophyta; Magnoliopsida; Cucurbitales; Cucurbitaceae
Product: cyclin-T1-5-like
Exons: 6
Coding region: 215-1237 (340 amino acids)
Biological process (GO): positive regulation of DNA-templated transcription, elongation; regulation of transcription by RNA polymerase II
Cellular component (GO): nucleus; cyclin/CDK positive transcription elongation factor complex
Molecular function (GO): cyclin-dependent protein serine/threonine kinase activator activity
Source: RefSeq, a predicted model, not a curated record
AAGCCACCAAGUCCCUCACCAAGAAUAUUUGGAUGAAAUUGAAACAGCUUCCGAUUCCCUCACAAUUAAUUUUCUUCUUCGCUUACGAUUCCCCGUCGAAGAACUCCUCAAUCUCUGUUUCAAUUUUCUUCUCUCUCGUUCUUCAGUCUCCUAAAUCGUUUCUGCAACGAGAUCACGGAUAAGUUCCGGGAUUCAUCUCUUCUGAUUCGGAAGAAUGUCUCGUGUUCGGAAUUUCAGUUAUCAAGGAGGGAUGACUUAUGAUGAGUACUGGGCCACUUUGAAUAGAUAUGAUUUCAAAGACCAUCAUCAAAUGACAAAUAGGAGCAAUUAUUAUGAUAAUGGCUAUUGCAACCAUUUUGAAUUCUCAGGGCAGUAUAAAGAGCAGGUUAAUAGGUCUAUUUAUGCGAGGACUGAUACUUUGAACACCAUCAAGUCUCAUAAUUCUCAGUCUUUUAAAAGGAGGAAGUUUUCUGCUUCACGUUGGGAGGAUAGUGGGAAAUACCAUUGGCAGGCGAGGGCAUAUGUUAGUGGACCUUCAAUCUAUAGCAAUUUGGUCCAUCCUCCUCCAAGAUCCAACAACGAUGUCUCUACGUCUGCCAGCUGUAAACGCAGCCGCUCAAUAAUGGAAGACGAUGAGCCUUUCUUUAUGACCAGGGAUGAGAUUGAGAGAUGUUCACCUUCAAGAAAAGAUGGUAUUGAUACGGUACGUGAAACACAUCUGCGGUACACAUACUGUGCCUUCCUUCAGAGUCUUGGUUUGCAGCUUGAGUUACCACAGACUACCAUUGGCACUGCAAUGAUUCUAUGCCAUCGGUUUUUUAUUCGAAGGUCACACGCUUGUCAUGAUAGAUUUUUGAUUGCCACAUCUGCGCUCUUCCUUGCUGCAAAAUCUGAGGAGACACCACGCCCUCUGAAUAAUGUCUUGCGAGCUUCGUGCCAAAUUCUACACAAACAGGAUUUUAAUGUCUUAUCUUAUAUGCUCCCUGUUGAUUGGUUUGAGCAAUAUCGUGAAAGAGUAACUGAGGCUGAACAAUUGAUACUGACUACACUGAACUUUGAACUCAACGUACAACAUCCCUAUGCUCCUCUUAUGUCUGUUCUUAACAAGAUAGGUCUUUCACAGUCGAUCUUGGUGAACCUUGCACUGAACUUAAUCAGUGAAGGGAAGCUUCUUGGCUUGUGUAGUCUAUUAGUAAGCAUGCCCUUGCAAUUGCGAAAAAGUAGGUCAAUGAUGUAACGAUAAGAUUUAGAUUUGUGAUGUGUGGGUGCAAGAACCUCAAUGGAAUGACAGAUUUCUUGAAUUUUGGCAUUGAUUGUGGCAUGAAAGAGGUUGCGCUGGUGAUCUUCUUUCCUUCUAGGUAUCAAAAUGGUGUGUUACUUUUGUCACUUGUUUUCUUGUUAGAGCGAGCUACCGUUCCUUACACAUUUCUCAUACUAUGAAUUAUUGAUUUUUCUGGCAUGCGUAUAAUUUGCAGGAUCUAUGCACGAUUAGUAUGCUCGCCUGUUUGAUAUACUUAGCUGGCGGAUUGAUAUGCUGUUCAUGGAAACUUUUGUUUUACAAGUGAAGUUAUUUUAACCAUGAAUAUACCCCAUCAACUUGGUACUUGGUGCUAAUGAUUGCCAAUGAGCUUACUGCAUCACUUUCUAUCUUUUCUUAACAAAAAUAUCUAUUUCUCUUCCUCUCCCUGGAGCGUCCUCUUUAGGCCAUUCAUUUUCCUAUACCUUGAAAGAUACGGGAUAUUUUCCUUAUGGACUUUUUGACUUUGAAGAGCCUCCACAUGUGAUUGAACCUUCAAUCUAUUGUCUUUAUAACUUAGAGGACCGCUGCCAUUGGUUUUGCUUUUGCUCUUAUUUCCCAAUGAUGGGUGAUCAAGUGAGUCUAAUUGAGAAUAUCUGCUGACCAGCUUCUUGGGAUGAGUUUCUAUUUAGCACAGAAUAAGUCACAAUGUGAUUUAGAUCUUAGAUAAACCUCUCUUUGGUCUUUUCUUUAGCACAGAAUAAGUCACAGUAUUUACUCUUUGAAGAUUUAAGUGUACAUGAUUUAAAUAACAUGUCAAACCACCAGAUUCUUGAUGUUCCAUUGAGCAUGUACGCACAAGCAAGCAGCCCUUCAGUUGGAAACCUUAAAUUUGUGUCGACUCAUUUUAUAAGUCAUGUAUUUGCUGACUGCUGUCUAUACUUGGUAAAUUAUCACGUGGAUAUCUGUUGAUCAUUUUGAGUCAGAGAGAGGGUGGAACUCAAAUGUGGCGUGACUAUGACUGGUUCAGGAUGGGCGGAAUCUGAAUGUGAAUAUGGGUUUCUUGAUAGGGACAGAAUGUGAAUUAUGGAAGAUCAUAUUAAAAAAAAAUUUGGAUCCCCCUCUCGCACUAAGAGAAAAUAUAAUGCAUGCAUUCAUAUACAUACCUUUGUCUAUUACUGCAUAUGCCUCCAUUUUCCAGUUUUUCCCAUCCUUGUUUGACAUACAAUGUGUUACUUUAUUUUCAUGAAGCAUUUUCUCUGUUUUUUGUGUUUUCAUCACAAUGAAACCUGAAGUUUUGCUGUUUUGACAUAAAUGGUAUAAUAUUUAAAUUAUUUUAUAUAUGAAAUAUAUAUUACCUUGGGCUGGUUUGCUUUUGAAAUUUCUUUGCUUUCCUGUAAAAUCUUUAUUGGCUUUUUUUCUUAACAACCAAAGGAGUUCUAUUCAUUCUCGUCUUGCACUUCCACACAUUGCUUUUGUUUAUAAUCUUACCCCUUUUGCUUUCGGUCAUUCAUCAUUUAUUUAUGGGGUGAGAAAGUAUGUACAUCUCUUAUCGACUAUGGAAUGUUUAAGAAACUACGGUUUUUUUAAACUCUCUUAACAUUCAUCAUAGGAUUGGAUUUUCAACUAAUCUGUCUUUUCUGUGUUGCUCUUGUUAUCAAAUAUAUACCGCUGUCAUGACCACAACACUUCCUUGAACUUUGAUAUCUAAUAUGCUUAUUAUCUGACUUCUUGGAUAUUCUAAGCUAUUAAAAUUUUGAAACUAUUGUGAAAUUGUAUCAGUUUCUCACAUGCCGUUUCCUAUGGGAAAAAAAAUUCCCUUCUCUCUCUAUUUUGCUUUUAUUUUCAAAAUAGCUUAUUCAUGACUUCGAAACAUUUUAAUUUGUGUUUUUAAAAUCCAGCACUCUCCUAUAGAUGGAAAGAUGCAUGUCUGGCCUUUUUCAUCUUGCCAUAAUGAGUAGAUGCAUCACUAUUUUGAAUGAAGCUGAUUAUUUUUUUUUUUUGUUAUGAUGAAUAUAUUGACCAGUCAUUCUAUAUGUUGUGAUUAUAGGAAACCCUGAAGGUGUAAACUUUUGAAAUAUUCAGUGACAUCAAGGUUUUGCAUUCAAUUUGUUGGACAUAUAAAUUGUAAAUUUUAAUUUCUUUCAGGUGAUGUUUGUUCCAAUUUAUAUGGUCAUUAGAAUCACAAUCAUCAAUUAAACAACGUUGUGAUCUGCACGCUUGUGUAAAGGUGCUGUCUAUAGAAACUUCACCCUCUCCUGCCCCCCCUUCCAUCAAAAGAUACCGAAUAAAACUACUUUCAAGGUACAAACUUUACAACAGAUGCAACUUUCCAUGGAAAGGCAGUUUUGCCCAUAGAAACCACCCCCCUCCCCCUCUUGCCCAUAUGCCUAACCAAAAGAGAAGAGUAAAACCAUGUCCUGUUCUAAACAUUCUAAGGAUAAUUACCUUAAUUAAGGUAGAAGCUUUACAAUGGAUUUAACUUUCCAUAAACCUGAGUCUUUUCUUCUCGUGUGUAUUUGUACAACGGUGGGAAUUUUGGGUUGGAUCUGUAAGUAGGGUAAACUUGCAUGCUUUCAAGCACGAUGAGAUGAGAGUGCUUGAUGACAAUCCAGUACAGAUCAACAUUUACAUCAUUUAGAGCCUUGAAGAUGGUGGGUUGCUUUGAGAAGUUUGAUUGUUUGCAAUAUGCCACAACCUCCUGUCUUUUAGUUUGGGUUGCAUUAGUUUCUGGAAUGAAAAGCCCCUGCAGCCAUUUUACCUGGGAGUUUGAUGUAUUCUGUAUAUGGGGUAUAACAUAUAUCGUAUGAUAGUGAUACUAUCGGCAAUCUUCCAGAGAUUCUUGGAAAUAUUCUACCUGAGUUGCUGCUUUUUAGUUGGUAAGAAGAAACGUGAUAUUUACUUUGCUCUUGCUCUUAGUUUUUAUUGUUGUAUACAGUUGUAUAUUUAGAGCUGAUGCACUUUUUUGUCUUGAAGUACUGUUACACAUUGCCAUCCUCUUUAGGAGUGGACCCAGAUGGUUUGUUCAACUGUUUUGUGUUCUUCAACUGGUUAUUGUGGUUGUGGUAGUUGCAUAUGAGACUGAAAUGUGUUUUUUUUUUUUUAGGCUGAGGAGCUCACUCUGGCUUCAAUUUAAGCCUCAUCAGAUAGCUGCUGGAGCUGCAUAUCUGUCUGCCAAGCUAUUGAAUAUGGAUUUUGCUCCUUAUCAAAAUAUCUUGCAAGAG